Cavia porcellus (domestic guinea pig) is the source of this 9163-nucleotide messenger RNA. RefSeq names its product protein kinase AMP-activated catalytic subunit alpha 2 (gene Prkaa2). Gene Ontology annotation, molecular function: ATP binding; AMP-activated protein kinase activity. Gene Ontology annotation, cellular component: cytoplasm. NCBI's taxonomy places the organism in Eukaryota, Metazoa, Chordata, Mammalia, Rodentia, Caviidae. The coding region runs from base 614 to 2065 and encodes 483 amino acids. The record is from RefSeq and is a predicted model, not a curated record. Gene Ontology annotation, biological process: protein phosphorylation; intracellular signal transduction. The transcript has 11 exons.
GGCGGCUGCGGCGGCUGCGGCUGCGGCGCGGCUGAGGGCUGCGGAGCGAGGCUGCGCGCCGAAGAUGGCUGAGAAACAGAAGCACGACGGGCGGGUGAAGAUCGGGCACUAUGUCCUGGGGGACACGCUGGGCGUCGGCACCUUCGGCAAAGUGAAGAAUUAACCGUGGCAAUAAAAAAAUUUUUUAAAAAACCAUCUGCUUGGCUGUUAGAGUCCUUGCUCUUCUUUGAUCUGGGAAGAUGACAAUAGAUAGUAAUUUUACUGGUCAAAUGGGAAAAGAGGAGUUGAAUUCUUCCCUAUUACAUUGACAAAGGGAUUGCAGUGCUGGUUACCUUCCUUGAGGCCAUCAGGGAUUUGGAGAGAGAUGUCUUGUUAGGUUCUCCUUAGACAAGUGUUUAGGUACUGUAAGAUCCUGAAGUUGGAGAGCAUCAGUUGACAGGCCAUAAAGUGGCAGUUAAAAUCUUAAAUAGACAGAAGAUUCGCAGUUUAGAUGUUGUUGGAAAAAUAAAACGAGAAAUUCAAAAUCUGAAACUCUUUCGUCAUCCUCAUAUUAUCAAACUUUACUGCUUCUUGUGAGAGAAGAAAGCUGAAGUGGCUAGACUCAAAGUAGCAUAUGCUCAUGGAGACUCACAGAAGGAAGAGAUACCAGGUAAUCAGCACUCCAACAGACUUUUUUAUGGUAAUGGAGUAUGUGUCUGGAGGUGAAUUAUUUGACUACAUCUGUAAACAUGGACGGGUUGAAGAGAUGGAAGCCAGGCGGCUCUUCCAGCAAAUUCUGUCUGCUGUGGAUUAUUGUCAUAGGCACAUGGUUGUUCAUCGUGACCUAAAACCAGAGAAUGUCCUUUUGGAUGCACAGAUGAAUGCCAAGAUAGCUGAUUUUGGAUUAUCUAAUAUGAUGUCAGAUGGUGAAUUUCUACGAACUAGUUGUGGAUCUCCAAAUUACGCAGCACCUGAAGUCAUCUCAGGCAGGUUAUAUGCAGGCCCGGAAGUUGAUAUCUGGAGCUGUGGUGUCAUCUUGUAUGCUCUUCUUUGUGGCACCCUCCCAUUUGAUGAUGAACAUGUUCCUACACUGUUUAAGAAGAUUCGCGGGGGUGUGUUUUACAUCCCAGAAUAUCUCAAUCGCUCUGUGGCCACUCUCCUGAUGCAUAUGCUGCAGGUUGAUCCUCUAAAACGUGCAACUAUUAAAGACAUCAGAGAGCAUGAAUGGUUUAAACAAGAUUUGCCCAAUUAUUUGUUUCCUGAAGACCCCUCUUACGAUGCUAACGUCAUUGAUGAUGAGGCUGUGAAAGAAGUGUGUGAAAAAUUUGAGUGUACAGAAUCAGAAGUAAUGAACAGUUUGUAUAGUGGUGACCCUCAAGACCAGCUUGCAGUGGCUUAUCAUCUUAUCAUUGACAAUCGGAGAAUAAUGAACCAAGCCAGUGAGUUCUACCUCGCCUCCAGUCCGCCAACUGGUUCUUUUAUGGAUGAUAGUGCCAUGCAUAUUCCCCCAGGCCUGAAACCUCAUCCAGAAAGGAUGCCACCCCUUAUAGCAGACAGUCCCAAAGCCAGAUGCCCAUUGGAUGCGCUAAAUACAACUAAACCCAAAUCUUUAGCUGUGAAGAAAGCCAAGUGGCAUCUUGGAAUCCGAAGCCAGAGCAAACCAUAUGACAUCAUGGCUGAAGUUUACCGAGCUAUGAAGCAGCUGGAUUUUGAGUGGAAGGUAGUGAAUGCAUAUCAUCUUCGUGUAAGAAGAAAAAAUCCAGUGACUGGCAAUUAUGUGAAAAUGAGCUUACAGCUUUACCUGGUUGACAAUAGGAGUUAUCUUUUGGAUUUUAAAAGCAUUGAUGAUGAGGUGGUGGAGCAGAGGUCUGGUUCCUCGACGCCUCAGCGUUCCUGUUCUGCAGCCGGUUUGCACAGACCGAGAUCGAGUUUUGAUUCUAUGACUGCGGAGAGCCAUUCACUCUCUGGUUCUCUCACUGGCUCCUUGACUGGAAGCACAGUGUCUUCGGUGUCCCCUCGUCUGGGCAGUCACACCAUGGAUUUCUUUGAGAUGUGUGCCAGUCUCAUCACUACUUUAGCCCGUUGAUGACCUGUCCUUGGUUCUUUCUUUCUGUUACUGCACUGUGAAAAUAAGAUAUAUUCUUUAAAUUAUUACUUUUCAGAUAUCACAUACUCUGCAAAAAAUUUUCUCUUUUUUUUUUUUGACCGGGAAUCAAACUCAGGACAUCGUGCUUAUAAGGUAGACGCUGUGCCGCUGAGCUGUAUCCCAGGCCCCAUACUCCGCAAUAUUGAGAGAGAUGAAUUACCAGGAGAAAUGCAGUACCAUUGAAACUGCUAAAACAAAAAGCCUGACAUUUAAUUUAGAGCUCUCAUUUUGUUGUGCCUCUCAUAAACUCACAUAGGCGGCAGUGUUUUUAGUGGGUGGAUGUGGAUGAAGAUUGUUUAUUUACCAGUGUGAAUUCACUACAGAUGAUGAGCACACCUCACUGUUGAAUCAGCUAAUCUAGCACUUUCUUGUUCCACUACUUAGUCCAGGAAGAUCCAAACUUCCUAAAUCUCAGCAGGUUUUAAGCUGUGAUUUUGCUUGCAGUUUUGGACUCAAGAAGAUUAAAAAAGACAAAGUAGUUAUUAGUAAGAUAUUAUUUAAAUGGUGAAAUUUUAAAACAGUAUCCUGUUUUAGAGAUCAAGUUCUUCUAAAAGAGUUUGCAGAUACUGCUUACUAUUCAUCAGAAAGACUGUGGUCCUGUAACAGGUACCCAAAAUUUAUCUUGAGAUUUUAUCCAGCGAUUUCCCAGAAUAACAUUGUCUCUCUUAAGAACCUUAAAGGUUCUGGUUAGUAUUGAAACAUCUGGUAUUGCAACACUUUGGGUUUUUUUUCUUAACCUUACAUAAUUUAAAAACAUAUUCAAGACCUAUGUUUUUCAAAUUCUCUUCAUGACUUAUUUUUGCACAUUACCAAGACAGUUAAGUGAAACACCUAGAUACAUCACCGAGUCCUUUAAAAGGGCACUCUUAUCUUUGAUCUUUUGUGUGUAUGUUGUGAGAGAGGAUUAGAAAGUUAGAGUCCAGUUCAUUUUGCAAUGCUAAUUCUUCAUUUGAAAUUUAAAUUGUACAUGCCAGCUCCUCCCUCCCCCCUUUGCCUGUGAUCUUAUCUUUGCUCAUGGAACUUCACUUGGCUGAUUACCUAAGCUUUUGAUUCCCUUUUGGUUCCCUUUUCUCAGUUGCUCGCCAUUCAGUUUGAAAACAUGGUUUGGCCCUAAAGACUUAAAUUUCCAGCGCUGGAUAGCCUAUGACCUUCACUUGAUCCUGAUAGGGUGAGGACGCCUUAAACAUUUAAAAAUAUUCUCUCUUGAAUAAAUAAAUAUAUUUACUUAUAUACAUGUAUAUAUUCAUACACAGUGCUUUUAAUCCAAAAACACAUUGUUUUGUUUUGCUCUGCACAAGGUUUUUUUUUAAAGAUUGAAAACACCCAUACUAUAUAUAUAUAUCAGGGUAGGCAAUAGCUUAUUGAUUAUAGUUAAUGUUUAAAUUAUAUGUAAUUUAUCUAAUUUGUAUUUAUUCAUUUAUUGUAUUUAUGUUGUAAUUAACAAUCUCAUUCACCGGACUCACCCUAUAAAAUAUUAAGCUCUUGAAAACAAAAGAAUGACAUUGCCUUGACAGGUUUCUCUUAGCCAAAAAUAAUGUAUUUUCUACAAAGAAACAAAUGAGAAUGUUAGACAAACAUUUUCUCGUGUUUAUGGGAGAUAAGUAUGUCUAUCUUUAAAGGUCAUUGGAGUCAGGAGUUUGCAUAUAGAUCCCUGAAAAUGUGGCAUUCAAUAUUCUAAACCUAGUUUCUUAAUAUCAAAGUAAAAAUCUUCAUGAAUUUAGAGGUGCUUUGAGAUGACAGUUUAAAAGGUUUAACUUUUGAAAGAUUGCCAUCUUGUGGCCAGAGAGGGAAAUUUUGUUUAGUAAUUAAUUUGGGUAAGAUAAGUAACUGCUGUUAAAAUCAGCUGUGUAUUGUAUGUGUAGCAUAAUGUUGGCUUCUCCAAUGUGUACAUAUCUCUUUUGGGAAAAACAAGACCAUCUCAUAUAUUUUCCCAGAUGAAUGGGAUAACUUUAGAAAUAAGGAACUAACCAAGUUCUUUGCAUUGAAAAAUCCAAAGCAAUUUUUGUAGACAGAAAAGAAGCAGGAGUCUGCAACAUAAUAGUGUUAUUAAUCUAGUAAAUCAGAUGAUUGGAAUUUUUUUAGACAUUAUGGUGUUUAUUGAGAGUUUAAAAUAUAUUUGCUAUUUUCUUAUUCUUGCCAGUGUUUUUGAGCACUGACACAGUUUGAUAGUUCCUUUUUUGUUAAAUUUUAGGGAUCUGAGGGUCAUAGUUUUGUCUUUUCUGGGUAACAUUUUAAAACAUACCUUUUCUGUGUAUUUAAGGUGGUAUAAUAAGUUGGUUUGAACAAGUUUCAGGAGACUGAGUCUAGCAUAAUAAAGACUAGAACAUUAUCAUAAACAGGCUUUUUGUUCCUCAUGGGCACAGAGAAGGAAAGAAUAUACUGGUAACCACAGGCCGUAGGCCUGGAUGGAGAGGACUGUCUUCCAGCUCAGAGACUGGGGAGAGCAUCCAUGUUGAUGGCUGCUCUUGUAUUACAGAUCUGUUCUUAUCUGGACCAUGCAGAUGGACUCCGUUUGGUUCUAGGACAGCAUUUCUCAAAUAGAUUUCAUGGAGUAAGUUUGGAAAUAAUCCUAUUUUCCCCCUUAGGAUGACAGCGAGAGUAAUGUUCAAGACUUUGGCAAAUCCUUUCAUGUUAAAAACAAAAACAAAAACAAAAAACCCACAUAAUUUUGUAUAAUCCUGCUUUUCCCAAAUUAAUUUACUAUUUUAAAAACUUAUGAGAAAAAAGUUUAGAAAAUGCUUUUUUAGGAAAGUUAUUGUACAAGGUUAUCAUAAUUAGGGUAGUUAAGAAUGAGAUUAAGACAGUGCUGCCUUUUCCCUUAUUGGUUGUUGGAGAGAACCUGGUCAGAUUCAAAAUCUUCUCUUUUAACUCGUAGACAUGUAAAAUGAAUUCAGGACUAAGAACUUUUUGUCUGAAAGUUGUUUUGUAAAACACUAGUUUUCUCAGUCAGGUUGUAGUAUUGUUUCGGAGCAAGAUUUCUUUCUUGUGUCAGAGGAUGACUGAAAACUGUUAAACAAGAUUACUUGUGAAGAAAAGACGAAGAAAUGGUUAAACCAUGAGCCAUUAUGACUGAUUCUUUUAAAAUGUGUAGUCAGUGCACAUCUGAACACUUUUGUGUAGAGUGCCAUAUUUAAUCCUGAUUCUUGUCUUUUAAUUUAGGGAGAGACUGUCUCAAAUAUUCAGGGAAAAAGGGAGGUGAACCAUUUACAAUUUUUUGUUGUAAUCAAUGGAACUUUUAAGAGACAUUUUUGUAAACUCUGAUGUUUGCAUUAAUAAUAGCCACCAGUAAAGAGAAUCCAGGAGUCUUUGAAAUAAGUUUUUCUGUGUCAAGGAGCUGGUGAUUUAUAAUACAGAGAGUUGUCCAGUUUUACCAAAUACUUUCAAAAAUGGUUACAAAUGCAUUCUGUUAUUCUGUAGCCAAUUUGUACUUAGGGAAUACAAAUUAAUUUUUAGGAUUGAGAAUUUAGAAAGUAAUCCUAAUCACUACAAAUUUGGGGACAACUUUAUCUGUAACAUCUAUUAAUGUGCAGUACACUGAGUUAAUGUAGGCAUUAAACCUCUUUUUAAGUUACAAAAGCUUAGGACAUGCCUACCCAAGAUACUGCAUCUUUGUCUAUUCACUGGCUAAUAAUUUAAAUCCCAAUAAUAGCAGUAAGAUGAAUGUCUCAAUGCUAGAUAUGUUAUAGUGUUGUCUGUUUUACACACUGAAAUCUGUCAUUUAUCUUGUCCUCUUGUCACCCCAUGGCUUUUUAAGUGGGGAAUGUGACUUGAAUCAUAAUUUUCAGACUCUGUGAUUAAUGCUGUAUGGGGUAUGUGCAAUCUGCUAAGUCAUAUCCUAUGUUGGGCCUCAUUUCUGUGACCCUAAAAUGGGAGGGAUAGAGUAAAACACCUCUAAGGUACCUCUGAGCUUUAAAAUUUUUGCCUUUUCUACCUUUGCAUGUGGUAUAUGUUAAUGUUCACUUUUUAUGUAUUUAGAGUUUUUAUACUAGCAUGAAUGUUGUUUUGGUGCAGUGAGGCAUUUUGAUGAUGCAUACUUGAAUAUUUUUGUACUUGCAACUGCCCUCUGGAAUACAAAUGACAAAAAAAUCAUACAGAAACCAGACUUGUUAAAAUAUGAUGACUUGGCUUAAGGCACAAGAUAAUUAUAGUCCUGAAAGUGUUCCACACGUUUCUAUAUUGAUGUUUAGAUUUAGGGACCCACUUUCUCAGUUAGUUUAAAGUAACCUGCCGAGAUAACCAGAAAAGUACAGUUUAGUACUUUGCUGAUGAGGAGACAGCACCAGGAGCUCUGGAUGAAGCCUGACACCUUACAGCUAGCUGUGCAGUAGCCAGGGCGCUCUUCAGGGGGCACUGCCUUUCUCGCAGGGUGCUGCAGUCUGAAGUCAGUCAGACACAGAUGAACUGCUUUGAAGUCUUUGGCAUAAAGUAGUGUAAACUAAAUAGUUCCUAGUUUAAUGAUAUGAACUAGUUAAUUGUAAUAAGUAGAUGUAGUUAUCUGAAGUAUUUAUGAUUAGCAUGUUAAUUUUUUUUGUAAGUACUUCUAAGUUAUUGAAGGUGCUUAAAAAUACUAAAGAAGCUUUAGGGCAUAAUUUGUGCUAAAAUUUUAUUUAUGUGAUUCCUACAGCACAAUCUCUUAACAGAGAAAAAUUAGCCUAAAUCUUUAUCUAAAUUACUGGAUUGGUUUUUUUUUUUUUUUUUCUUUUCUUUUCUUUUUGACUGUUACCUGAAAAUUAGGCCUAUCUAAAUUUCAUAUACAGAUUGGUAAUUUUAUAUGCAUGUUGGAUAAUAUAACACUUCGUAGAGUAUAUUUAUUUUUAUGAAGUACCUGGUUAUUAUUGGUUUGAUAAAGAUUCUCCUAAACCUUAAACUUUGAAAUGGAACUUAACCUGAUGAACUCUGAAAUUUUUAUAAACAUGUGACAAGUUGUUGACAUCCUUACUGGCUUUUCCCACAUAGAAUUAUGAUGUAUUUGGUGCUGCUGAACAGUAAUGGCAUGAAGGAUAGGACCCAUCAUCAGAACGGAUUAAUUUUUAAUUAAAUUUCUUCAGCUAUAGCCUGGUAAGAAUCAGGAUGAAUCUAGACCUUCUCUGACUGUGGGCCUAUGUGAAUUUUGUGAGCCAGUGUUAAUGUUACUACCAUCCACGUGUACAGUGCCAGUUUGUAGCCUGACUUUUAGUGAUGGUGGUUUAUAUUUAAAGCAGUUUAGAUUUUAGGGACGUAGCUUAUGAUUAUUUGGACAAGUAGGCUGGGUAAAUUUUAAUAAUUAAAGUGCAAUUAAGGGACUCCUAGAGGAGAGCAUUCUUUCUAGGAAAAAGGUAUUUGUAGAAUAUUCUGGGAUGAAAACAUUUUGAAUAUAUGUAGUUUUGACAAGAUUUAUAGUGUGAUUUUUUUUAAAUUCAAAAUUUACUGUAAAUUUUUAAGGAACAACAAAAUUGUAGGCAAGGAGAAUUGCAUAAUUUUUUUCUGCUAAACAUACAUUUGUCAGUAAAAAGUUCCUUUUUUUUUUUUUUACUGAAAACCAUUUUUUUAACUGAAAACCAUUUAGAAAGGUAGCAUUUUCUUAAAGAGAAACAGGUCUACUGUUCUAAAAACAACCCCACUAAAUUGUGCCUUCUCUCUUAAAUUAUAAGAAAGUUGCUUAGCCUCCGCCCCGCCCCCCCAUUCCUUUUCAUUUUCCCUUAGAUUUUCUCUUCACAGCUAAUCAUGUUGGUUCUAGCUGUUUGGUUGCAAGUUAUUUUGGCCAAACCUCACACUGUCACAGCUGAAAGUUGUUGACUAAUUGUAUUUUCUAUUUCUUGUAUGUUUCACACAAAUCACCUUGGUAAAUAUUUGGCUGCCUUUUCAUGCUUUUAAAGGAAUGCAAUGAUAGUAAUCCAUAUUUGAAAAGUUUGAAAAGCAAAGACUUAAUGCAGAGCUAAGGAUAAAACCUAAUUGGAAUUUGAUUCCUUUGACCACUGUAGCAGCACAAGUCAUGUAACCUCAUUCAGUUUUCUCAUGUACAAAAUGUGGAUAAUAACCUACCUCAUGGGUAUGGAUGAGAAAUGGAAGAUCCUUGUUUAAGUACAAGGUUUAUAGCCCCUAUUUAAUGUGUAUCUUUUUUUAAAAAAAAUAGAUAUCUUUGAUACUGAUAGGAUGAGUAUCUUGACUUUUAGGUGAGUUUUAUGUGGUAAGAAAAUAGUGCUAAGAAUGUUUAAGACCAAUUUCACAAAUUCUGGUGGGUUUUUUUUUUUUUUUUUAGAUACUUAAAAUUUUUUGAAAACAUCAACUGUUCAAAUAUUAACUUGUCCUUUGUUUUACCAAAUGUUCAGAACUGUUUAAAAUGUUGGCUGAAGCUGCCUUAAUGUACCAAAAUAACAGCUGUCAAGGCUAUUCACAAUCAUCUAUGGUUGUACACUGUUUUGAGUGUUUAAAUGUGAAGUUGUUAUAGAGCUACAAACUCAAAUAAUAGUAUCUUGCUAUUGUUUUAGGAAGAAUGGUUGUGUUCUUUUAUCACAUAUGCUCAAAUACUAUAUGGUGAAUUUUGAGUGUGACAAAUAAAACUGAAAGUUGACCACUAUAGGUUAUAUCUGUGACAAUCGUAAGAUAAUGUAUGAUUGCAUGGUAAUUAUUCACUUUUUUCCCAAGAUCAUCAUGCAUCCUAUUUUGGUCUGUUUCUGGUGGGGAAAAACAAAAACCAUAGGUUGAUACAUUAUCACAUUGGAGCACUGGACUAUAUUUUAAAAUGUUUCAACUAUUGAAAAUUGGGAUCCCUUGUUUCAGGGAGAAAAGCAACAGGUUUCUAGUGCUUUCUCUUUUGAUAACCAUAGACUCAAAUUUCAGUUUUGUUUGUUACGUGCUUUUUGUGUUUGUUAAAUGAUCAGUGGGAAGGAUUGUCUUCCAGUAACCAUGUGAAAAAUAUGUCUUCUCAAAUUACAUAGGAUUUCACAUUACAGGUUCUCUCUGUGGAACUCAUAGGCAGCCACACAAAUGAAAAAGGCCUAGCUGAUUGCUUAUACGCUUUUUUCACAAAAUCAAAUUAAAGUCUGGUUAACUUGAAAA